AUGACAAUGCUCCCCCCGAGUAUGGCGAAUGAGAUUCGGAAUAAGGAACAUUCGAGCUUCUCCCAAUGGGCUAUGAAGGCAUUCCAUGGAAAUCUACCUGGAUUCGACGGAUUCCGUGAAAGUGGCCAAGACUCGGGGAUUGUCCAGGCUGUUAUUGCAAAUGACCCGACGAAAUCCUUGAGUCACUAA
Aspergillus luchuensis is the source of this 189-nucleotide messenger RNA. RefSeq lists its product as uncharacterized. The record is from RefSeq and is a predicted model, not a curated record. The transcript is spliced from 2 exons. Lineage: Eukaryota; Fungi; Ascomycota; Eurotiomycetes; Eurotiales; Aspergillaceae. Bases 1 to 189 code for a protein of 62 amino acids.